This is a messenger RNA of Rhinopithecus roxellana (golden snub-nosed monkey), 1598 nucleotides long. It is a transcript of the gene SLC25A39, whose product is annotated as solute carrier family 25 member 39. The record is from RefSeq and is a predicted model, not a curated record. NCBI's taxonomy places the organism in Eukaryota, Metazoa, Chordata, Mammalia, Primates, Cercopithecidae. Gene Ontology annotation, biological process: mitochondrial transmembrane transport.
UCGCGCGGCGGUGUGGGGGCGGGGUCCACUUGGCUUCUUUCGGCGUUGGGCUGGGUGUUACGCGAGGGCGCGCGGACCCCACACUGGCGGCGGAGCCGGUAUGGGCCCGCCCGGCCCUGGGCUCCGAGCCGCACGAGCACCAGCCUAGAUCCAGGACUGAAGCUUCAAGAUGGCUGACCAAGACCCUGGGGCUAUCAGCCCCCUCCAGCAGAUGGUGGCCUCAGGCGCUGGGGCUGUGGUCACCUCCCUCUUCAUGACACCCCUGGACGUGGUGAAGGUUCGCCUGCAGUCUCAGCGGCCCUCCAUGGCCAGCGAGCUGACGCCUUCCUCCAGAUUGUGGAGCCUCUCCUAUACCAAAUGGAAGUGCCUCCUGUACUGCAAUGGUGUCCUGGAGCCCCUGUACCUGUGCCCAAAUGGUGCCCGCUGUGCCACCUGGUUUCAAGACCCUACCCGCUUCACUGGCACCAUGGACGCCUUCGUGAAGAUCGUGAGGCAUGAGGGCACCAGGACCCUCUGGAGCGGCCUCCCCGCCACCCUGGUGAUGACUGUGCCAGCUACCGCCAUCUACUUCACUGCCUACGACCAACUCAAGGCCUUCCUAUGUGGUCGAGCCCUGACCUCUGACCUCUACGCACCCAUGGUGGCUGGCGCUCUGGCCCGCUUGGGCACCGUGACUGUGGUCAGCCCCCUGGAGCUUAUGCGGACAAAGCUGCAGGCUCGGCAUGUGUCGUACCGGGAGCUGGGUGCCUGUGUUCGAGCUGCGGUGGCUCAGGGUGGCUGGCGCUCACUGUGGCUGGGCUGGGGCCCCACUGCCCUUCGAGAUGUGCCCUUCUCAGCCCUGUACUGGUUCAACUAUGAGCUGGUGAAGAGCUGGCUGAAUGGACUCAGGCCGAAGGACCAGACUUCUGUGGGCAUGAGCUUUGUGGCUGGUGGCAUCUCAGGGACGGUGGCUGCAGUGCUGACUCUACCGUUUGAUGUGGUGAAGACCCAACGCCAGGUCGCGCUGGGAGCGAUGGAGGCUGUGAGAGUGAAUCCCCUGCAUGUGGGCUCCACCUGGCUGCUGCUGCGAAGGAUCCGCGCCGAGUCUGGCACCAAGGGACUCUUUGCAGGCUUCCUUCCUCGGAUCAUCAAGGCUGCCCCCUCCUGCGCCAUCAUGAUCAGCACCUACGAGUUCGGCAAAAGCUUCUUCCAGAGGCUGAACCAGGACCGGCUUCUGGGCAGCUGAAAGGGGCAUGGAGGCAAGGACCCCGUCUCUCCCAUGGAUGGGGAGAGGGCAGGAGGAUACCCAGCCAAGUGCCUUUUUAUCAGCACUGAGGGAGGGGGCUUGUUUCCCUUCCCUGCCGGCGACAAGCUCCAGGGCAGGGCUGUGCCUCUGGGCGGCCCAGCCCUUCCUCAGAUGCAACUUCUUCCUGCUGCUCCAAUCGUGGGGAUCAUCACUUUCCCACCCCCCAAGUUCAAGACCAAAUCUUCCAGCUGCCCCUUUGUGUUUCCCUGUGUUUGCUGUAGCUGGGCCUGUCUCCAGAAACCGAGAAACCCUCAGCCUGGCAUAGUCUCCCUGACCCCUGUUAAUUCCUUAAGUGUAAAGAUAAUGAACUUCU